Gadus chalcogrammus (walleye pollock) is the source of this 744-nucleotide messenger RNA. RefSeq names its product osteopontin-like. The record is from RefSeq and is a predicted model, not a curated record. Gene Ontology annotation, biological process: cell adhesion; ossification. The coding region runs from base 1 to 744 and encodes 247 amino acids. The transcript has 3 exons. NCBI's taxonomy places the organism in Eukaryota, Metazoa, Chordata, Actinopteri, Gadiformes, Gadidae.
AUGGUCAACUUGUCAAUGAUUUUUUUUUUGUUUACGGCGGUUGUGGACCUCGUCUCUGCGGUGAAAUCUGCCAUCACAGACAUCCUCUCAGAGUCAACGGCGCUGCCCGACCCCUCCGCCACCCCAGGCACCACGUCUGACCAAAGCCAGGAUGACGCUGAUGAUGAGGAAGAUAACAGCGAAGACACAGAGGAGAAUGAAUCCGAUGAGGACGAGUCCGGCGAGCCCUCCACCCCCUCGCCCGUUACUGGGACAACGGUGAUGGCGGUCGGGACAGAGGAGCCCACGGCGGACACCACGGUGGAGCCCAUCACCCCCACCGUGGUCACCGACCAGGGCCGCGGGGACAGCCUGCUGCGCUUCCCCAGCGACUACAAGAGCAACCUGUACGGGGAGGACAAGUCCUACCACAAGGGCCUCUCGCCCUACAAGUCCUACGAGGUGCUGGAUGGGGCGAAGAGGAUGGCCUACGACAUGACCAAUGGGAACGAGGUGGAGAAGGGCCUGAAGGUCUACAAGGCGCUGCAGGUGCAUGCUGACCUCCUGGAGGAGGACCCAGUACUCCGGAGGUGGAGAGCCAGGGUCUGGACACCUCCUCCCCAGACCAAGAGGCCAGUCCCAAGCAGGCCCUUCUCCCCAACCUCCAGGAGAAGGAGGUUAGCUUCAGCCCCAGCGACGCCGCCCCUACCGGACAGCUCCAGUGCCACCGACGAGGAGGCAGAGGAGAGCACCGCCCAGCCCUAG